AUGUCAGAAUCACUUGAAAGUAUUACUUUAAAUCAAUAUUAGAGUAAUAAUUCUAAGGACCUUAAUCUCUUUUAAUGUCGAAUUGUGUAGGAUUUUAAGAGGGUGAUUUUUUAUAACCACCCAGUUAAAAUUCAUACUCUGUUCCUGUUGAACUUUCUCCAAAUAAUCCAAUAAAAAAUUAAAUAAAAAAGACUUUGAUUACUGGAACUGGUAGGUAGAGUGUGUUUGAAGAAGAAUCUUCACAUCAUGGUAAACCUGAAUUUCUAAGAUUAAUUAUUGCAAAAAGCUUAUAAAAUAACUUUAUUAAUAAUCUAUGGAAUAAGUCAUACUUACGUAAAUUACAUUAAUUGACAGAGUAUCAAAUAAAGACAAUAGAUGAUUUAAGAUUUAGUAGUUCAGUUGCUGAGUCUGCUAAUGAUAGUUUGGAUGUAUUUACACCAUAUAGUAAAUUUAUAUUCUUUUGGGAUAUUUCUUAGAUUAUUUUAUAUUUGUUUAUAUUCUUUUGGUUACCUUUUAAAUUAUCAUUUGGAAUGAAUUAGAUUUGUGAAUUUUGGAAUGAAAGAGACAAUCAUUAUUUGGAAAUAAUCAUACUUAGUAUUUUAUCAUGUGAUGUAUUGGUUGGAAUGAAUAUGGCAUUUAUUCAUAAAGGAUAAAUAAUCAAAAAUAGACGGAAGAUUUUAUAAAAUUAUAUUAGAUAGUAUGCAUUUGUCGAUUUAGUAUUAUAUUAUUUAUUAUCUUGGUCUCAUUAGCAGUAUUGACAUUCCAUUUUUUUCUUCAUGAUAGUACAAAAUAAGCAACCACCUUAUUAAUAAUAUUUGCAGUUGUUUUUUAUAUAUUAAGACUAAAUAAAAUAGAAAAGAUACUUGCUUUAAUAUAAGAGUACAAUAAUUAAUAUAAUUAUUAGAUUUUUUAAUUUGAAUGGUUAAUUAAGUGAUCUACUUGCAUUAGUAUAAAUGAUUACAAUAAUUAUAUAUAUUAUUCACAUAUGUGCAUGUGUUUGGCAUGGCAUAGCUGAUAUUAAUUUACAUCCAAAUUGGAUAGAUUCAUAUGAAUUAAGAAACACAGAAUUUUAUGUUAGAUACAAUGUAGCAGUAUAUUGGGCAACAAUGACUAUGACAACAGUAGGAUAUGGUGAUGUUACUGCUAAAAACAAUAUUGAAACAGCUGUUAAUAAUGUUACAAUGUUAAUUGGUAGUAUUGUUUUUGCAUAUUCUGUAAAUAGUAUAGGAAUAUUUGUAUCUAAUCUAUAUAAGAGUAGAUAAGAAUAUAAUCAUACAGUAAAUUUAAUAAAUACAUUUAUGUCUAAAAACAAUAUUUAAUUUGAUCUUUAAACAAGAAUUCGAAGUUAUUUACAAUAUAUUUGGUAAGAAGAAUAAUAAAUGAAUGAAGAAGAAGUGGGUUCAAUUGUAUCAAAAUUAAGUAGUCAUUUAUAAGAUGAAUUGAAUUUUUAAUUAAAAGGAAACAUAUUAAAUUAAUGUAAAAUAAUAACAAAAACAUUUUCACUUAAAUUUAAAUAACAUCUAUUACUUGUUAUGGAAGAACAAAGUUUUUCUCCUGAAGAAAGAAUAAUAACGGUACUUAUAAACUAUUUAUAAUUAUAGUUAAAUUAAUAGGAUGAUAACUCUUUAUAUAUAAUAACAAAAGGAGAAGUUGAGAUUAUAUUUGAAGGUAUUAAUUAAAAUGGUGAUGUAUAAUAAAGAAAUAGUUUAUAAUGGUUGAAGGCUGGAGAUUACUUUGGUGAGAUAUCAUUCAUAACAGGUAAAUUAAGAAGUGCAUCUGCAAUUGCAAGAGGAUUUGUAAGAGUGUUUAAAAUAAAAAGAGAAUAAUUAUUAAAGAUUUUAACAUUAUUUCCUAAUGAGUAUGAGAAGUUUUGUUAUUUAAAAGAUUAAUUGAUGAUGAAAUAGUCAGUACCAUAAGCUAUAUCAUGUUAUAGUUGUAAGAGUGAUCAACAUCUUAUAAAUGAAUGUCAUUUCCAUCAUUAUUGUGCAGACCUAGAAUCUUUGAUAAAGAAAGAGUAUUUCCCAGUAGAAUAAAAGAGAAAAUCAUUUGAUAGAAGAAGUUACACAAGUAAAUUACAUCCUUGGUUAACUCAACAUAUCCUUACAAAUAAAGCAAAAUAAUAUGCUUUUACUAAUACAAUAACUGAAAAUGAUUCUGAAGACAAUGAAGAUGAAGAAAAUGGUAUAUAUUAAACAAGUGAAGAUGAAGAAGCUUAAAUGAGAGAUAAUUCAUAAUCUAUAAGUGCUACCCAACACUUAAAUGAUACUGAAGAUGAAGAUAAUAAUAAAAUUUAAAAAUAUAAAAGAAAUAUAGCAAUUCCACAUGAAACAAUAAAGACUGCUGGAUUUGGAUAACAUAAAUAAGAUAGAUAAUUAUAAUAAUAAGAUUCUCCUAAAACUGAAAGUUUGAUUGCAGAAUCAAAAAAAUUGAUCAAUACUUAUUAAAUAAAACCUCAUUAAGGAGAUAAUAGAACUAAUCCUAAGACUUCAAAAAAAAGAAUUACUAUUAUUAAAGAAGUAUAAGAGGAAAGAUAAGGAUCAGAAUAAUAAUAGAAAACAUGUAUUAUAUUUAAUAUGUAUAUUCUAUAGUUCGUUAAGCUACAAAGAAGAGAACUAAAACUGCUAGAGGAGUUAAAGAUCAUAGUUUAUUUACAGAUGGAUAUAUGAACCAAGAAACUUAGAUAGGAACUUAUUUUGAUAAGAUGUAGAUAUUUAGUUACUACUUUCCAAUAAAUAAUUAUGAUGUUAUUCUAAAACGCUAUGCCAAAAUUUAGAAAUAAUUUGGUAAGAAAAGAUUGUUCCCUGAAUCUUCAAUUUAUAGUUUUUUUAUUUUGACAAUAAAAAAAGGGUAUAAAUUGAGAAGACUAGGAGAGGAAUUAUAAAAUCAUGCAGGACCCUAGAAAUAAAUAUAGCAAUCAAAAAAGACUCAUAGAAAAUCGAAACCCACUUUAUUGUUUGGAAAAGACUUUAUAAUGAAUAAUAAUAUAAAUGUGUGAUUCUUCUGAUAGUUUAUUUAGGAAUAAUUUCUAAGAUGGAGAAUUCCAAGGACCAACUCCUCAUCUUCUAAGCAACAAAGUUGUUUUAUAAUAAGGAGAUAUUCAAGGAGGAAGCUGUAAUUCAUUUACUACACCAGAAUAAUUGUUAAUCUAGAACUCUUAAGCACGAACUCCAAAGAAUAUGGAAAGAAUUAAAACAAUGGGAGGUAGAAGAUCAGAAUAUUAAUCUGCUUAUGAUUAAGAGGAUGCAGAAUCUAUAAAAGAUAGCAAACCGUAAUUUCUAAGGUUAAUAAUUGCUAAAAGUUUGUAAAACAAUUUCAUUAAUAAUUUAUGGAAUCGAUCUUAUUUAAGGAAAUUACAUCAAUUGACAAAGUAUUAGAUAGAGCAAUUAGAUGAUUUAUAAUUAGAAUAAGAAUCUUUUACAAGUCUAGGACAUUAAAAUAGUAAAUCUUUUAUUUAAUCAUUGGCCUUUUGGAGAUUUAUUGAUGUGUUUACACCUUAUAGCAAAUUUAUAGUGAUAUGGGAUGUAUUUUAAAUAAUAACUUACAUAAUGAUAUUCUUUUGGUUACCGUAUAAAAUAUCAUUUUAAAUUUAUUUCAUUAGUUAAUUAUUUGAAAUGGGAAAUACUAAGAUUAUAGAGAUGAUUUUAUUAUCAAUUUUAGCUUUGGAUGUUGUAGUUGGUCUGAAUCUGGCUUUUAUUUACAAGGGUCAAAUUAUAAAAGACAGAAAAAGAGUUAUAAUAAAUUAUUUCAAUUAAUAUGCAUUCGUUGAUUUGGUAUGA
Paramecium pentaurelia is the source of this 3776-nucleotide messenger RNA. NCBI's taxonomy places the organism in Eukaryota, Ciliophora, Oligohymenophorea, Peniculida, Parameciidae. The record is from the annotation of a GenBank genome assembly.